CCGAGACAACCUUUAUGUUUGUAUGGAAAGACAACAAAAAGUGAUUUGUCAUACUGAAUACAAACCGAACUAUCACUUCAAUUCCGAAAAUUCAACACAAGUAUUGUUUUGCUAAAAAUACAAAAAGAAAUGGCUGAUAAAAUCAAGGUAACAACUCGAUCACUCAGUGACCAUCCAUUAAAAGCAUCUGAAGAAACAUUUGCACAGCGUGAACUUGAGACCAAUUUGCAAAUGUUGCGACGUAACGAAGGUAUAGCUGCACCAAUGCGAAUCAUGAUGGAAAUGCAAGCAUAUAAAAAGGUUGGACGUUUGCCAUUCUUGCCAUCAAGCCGACUUCAUUUGGAUGUGAUUACUGGCCGUGAUGAAACCAUCGAUUUCAGCAAUUUCCUUGGCACCGAAGAAUUCUCCGAACGCUUGUGUCAGCCCCAUACUAUGGCCGAAAAGAAAUUGAAUUUCAUUUAAACAACAAAGAAAAGUUCAUUUAUCCAACAUGCAUAAUGCAACAAAAAUUAUUUUCGAAUAUAUUAAGCUAAAGUAAUAAAGAAAUUGUCAUUUGGAAUAAAAAAUUAAAA
Messenger RNA from Contarinia nasturtii (swede midge), 572 nucleotides. It is a transcript of the gene Pomp, whose product is annotated as proteasome maturation protein. Lineage: Eukaryota; Metazoa; Arthropoda; Insecta; Diptera; Cecidomyiidae. Gene Ontology annotation, cellular component: nucleus; cytoplasm. The record is from RefSeq and is a predicted model, not a curated record. Gene Ontology annotation, biological process: proteasome assembly. The transcript has a single exon. Bases 130 to 462 code for a protein of 110 amino acids.